Plodia interpunctella (Indianmeal moth) is the source of this 3994-nucleotide messenger RNA. RefSeq lists its product as uncharacterized. Lineage: Eukaryota; Metazoa; Arthropoda; Insecta; Lepidoptera; Pyralidae. Bases 106 to 2490 code for a protein of 794 amino acids. Gene Ontology annotation, biological process: neuron projection development. Gene Ontology annotation, cellular component: cytosol. The transcript is spliced from 9 exons. The record is from RefSeq and is a predicted model, not a curated record.
GAAAGGAAAUGAAAUAAAAAACAUCGUGAAGUUCAAGCAAGCAAAUGCAAUGUGAUAAAAUUGCAAAAUUUAAAUUUAAAAUACAUUCGACUAAAAUUCUUCAAAAUGUCUCGUGAUAAGAGUGUGUGGUUUGCUGAAGAGAUACUACUAGAUGCAAAAUUAAUAAAUUUCCAAUUGGAAACGGGAGAAUGGGAUCAAGUGGAAGAAAUGUUGCGAGCGGAGGCUCAGCUUUCGCGAGACGCAGAAACCGGACGAUUGAGACCUAAAAAAGCUUCAGAAUACACAUUGAGACUUAUUGCUGAAGUUCUACACAUUAUGAGGCUAGAUGUGGAACAGGCUUCAUACAAUAGGAGCACCCUCGCUGUUGCUGAGCAGUGUUUGCGCCUCGUUCGUUCCUGCGCCGCAGCCGGAACUAAAAUGCAAACUUACAUAUCCAAAGAACUGUCCAUAUUGGAUUCCAUGCUUGUUCUAGCCACAGAAUAUCAACAUCCAAGUGUAGAUUUACUAAAUGAAGAGCUACAGAAGAAAUAUGAAUCGUGUAUGACAGUGCUCAUACAAACUUUAGGAAAUCUAGUUGUAAAUAAUCCUUUCAAUCAAAUAAUGAUUUGGAAUAAAUUUGAUGCAAUAAUUUUGAACUGUCUCAUUGGUCAGAAUGACAAAAUAGCCACGGCUGCAGCAAUGAUUGUUUACAACAUAUUAUUGGGCCAGCCGAAUGUCCUUCCAGAUGAUGUUUCACUAUUGAAUUCAUUAGCUUACAUGUACAAUAACGGCAACACCGAAUAUCCACAUUUGAUUAUUGAAUACUUGAUUGGAGUUGAAAAUACUUAUAUUGAGAAACUCUAUUCUAAAUUAGAUCCAGAAUGCAGAAUGUUAGUUUUGAACUUGGCCUACAAUAUCCUUAUGUCUACAGAAUCACAAGACAUAAAUGUAUCAGUAAACUUUGUCAAAUUCAUGGCACAUGAGUUUAAGAGUAAGUCAGACUGCAUUUUGAAGACCGUAGACAAAUAUGUUAAUACCAUAGAGCCACAAGAAGUGGUGUUUCUACUGGAGAUCAUAGCUACGGCUUCAAGUAUGGACACAUACAUGGAUUGCCUGCAGAGUGAUACUUCUUUAUUUAUUAAUUGUGCUUUUCUCCUGCGAGCAAUUCACAAGCUAGGUAGGGAAAGUGAUAAUUUCUUCUCAUCCAUAAACAAGCUGUAUGCGGCUACUGGGAAGGAAUUAAUUAAUGAUGAAAACAUAUCCACACCUAUUCAAGUUGAGAAUCCUCUCACAAAAAAUGAUUCAGCAGACAACAUGCUGUCUUGCAAUGAAACCACUUCAGAAUGCACCGAAUCGGAGAGUAGCGAACAGUACUUUGAAUGUAAUGACAAUACACCAUACGUAGACCGAUUGGAAACUAUAAAUACCAUAGAGAAUUUAACACAACCUCUGAAAUUUGAUGCCGAGUUGAACAGUAGAAAUGGCAGUGCUGAACGGAGUAUUAAAAUUGAUAAUGAUCUAUCAAAAGUUGCUUAUAAGCGGAGUAGCUCUUUGCCUAAGGCUGAUGAUCGUGUGCAGGCGUUGCCAACGCGAAGGAUAAGCUUGGAACAUAAAAUAGACAUAGGUGAUGAUACGGAGCCUCCUUUGAUUUUAGAUACGACAUCGCCUAGUGGAAGUAUGAAUACCAUAGCUGAAGUUAUACCAGUGGCAUUGCAGCCCAGGUUGGAUUUGCAGCCUACAAGCAGAACAGAGUCACAGGAAAGCACUCCAAAUGAUCCUCCCACAGAAAUUCAUUUACCAAAAGAAGAAAUAAAGACCGAAGUCAAAGCAUCACCAAGCGAGAUAUCCCCCCCGUUAGCCUACCCGGGCACAGAAACGGAUUCACAAAAACAAUCUCCGGACACCCCUAAAGAGAUCAAGAAGAGUCAGAAUCUUUCAACGGAUUUUGAUUUGAGUGAGCAGUUGCAGAAGAUUUUAGGUAUAUCCUCGGAGAAGACUCGCGGGGAAGCUGUGGAGAAGAAAGCUGAACCGGUAAAGGAGGUUAAGAUCGAUGAAAACCCUGUCACAAAAGUGCCUUCAGUCAAGAUUGAUUCGCCUGAAAGUCAGAAGACUAGACUGGGCGCGGUAGACCCGACGACUCCUAAGAAACUGGUGACGUCAGUGGAGACGGUGGAGCGCCAUGUAGCGUUCGGGUUCAAAGCCACACUCGUCCGGACCCUCGCCAACCUCUGCUGGAAGAACCAGGAGAACAAGAGACAGAUGCGAGAUUUGGAGGUGAUACCUGUUCUCCUCGACUGCGCCAACAUUGACGCUCGAAAUCCAUUGAUAAUGCAGUGGGUUAUCUUCGCCGUCCGCAACUUGUGUGAAAACUGUCCAGAAAACCAGGAAGUAAUCUCAAAGAUGACCCUACAAGGUCCUGUCGACAACGAGGUGCUGCAGGAGAUGGGCCUGACCCUCCACUCGGACCCUCAGGGGAACUCCAUCAAGAUUGCCCCCUUGCCACGGGGGUAGAUUAGCAUGUCGACUUCAAGUUGAGAUGGGAUUGACUAUUUUCGAAUGUGUUAAUCGCUAACACGGGUAUCAGAUUUUAUUCAAGUAAAUUUUUAUGGAAUGCUUUUUUGUUAAUUUACAUGAGUUAUUUUAAAAGAUAUAAAAAUACAUUGCACCGUUAGAUCGACAAGAGUGUAGUGAAGUUGUCUCAUGCUUCACAAUUGAAAGCGUUGCCAACGUCAGAACGCUUGUGGUAGUUUCUUUGCUCUACUUGUAGAUGGCGCUAGCAGUCUUAACUUUUGUAGUAUACUUAGCGAUGCAUACAUACAUGCUCGAUAGGAUACUAUGCAUAUAUCAAUAGCCAAUAUAUACAUACUCAAAGCCAAUAUAUCAAUAUUACUUUACAAUAAAGCAAUAUUAUUGAUACCUUGCUAUAGCACUGAUAGCAUUGCGCCGAGAUAGUCUUUACGCUAUCGACUGUUAUAUCCAACUAUCAAUAGUUUUUAACUAUCGAUAAAAUGAAUAUACACAUACAGUGUCACGUCUUUAUCCUUAUAUAUUGUACGGGGUAGACAGAGCCAAGACUUGUGAAACUCGAAGGCCACGCCUUUUAGCUGUAUGGCGGGCUUGUUGGUGAAAUUGAGAUUCAAGAGUGAUAGAUAGGUUGCUAACCUAUGAAUUUCUAGUGUAUAGCAUUUUCCCUUGAUUAACUUUUACAAUCUGCGCGGGAAGAGAAACAGCUGGCACAUGAUUUUCAUGGAAGAUAAUGUAUAUAAGUUGUAUAUUAUUUGAUCUGUAAUGUCACUGUUGAAAGGGUUUGUUCCCGUUGAGUCACACCGCGAUUUGUAACACUGGUACACAUCGGGAGAAAGUGCACACACACUUUCCUAUUCUGUUACGGGGAAUUGGGUGAAAUGGUCCCAGUAAUAGGGGACUGAUCACCCAUCUGGUGCUCGUACAGGCGUCCCCAAAAAGUAAUAAUAAUAACUCCUAUUCUGUUAAACAAAAUCUUUAAUCCUUACACUUGUUUUAUUUUAAUCUUCGUAAGUAUUAGUGAACGGGAAUACAGAGUGUUAUUGAGUAACAGUAUUACUCAUUGAGAGAAAGAUGCUACACAACAGGAUAUUUUCUCCCAAUCCCAAUCACAAAUCGCAGUGUAACUCAACGGGAACAAACCCUUAAAAGUUAACCACUAUCGUGAUAUUUGGGCGCAAAAAGGCGGGUGCAAACCGAAUGCAUAUGUAGCUAUUAUUCAUUUAAAGUUUGCUACUUAUUUACUACACUGGGAAAUAUAUGUAUUGAAGAUAUUUCUGCCGUUUACCUUUGGGACACUUGGAGAAGGUGAUAAGACGGGCUGCUAAAUGUAUAGAAUUAUACGCAUUGUGUACAAUAUUAUACAAUCUGUGCUGCACAUUGCUGCGUAUGAAUUAGUUAUGCACCAGCCUUUGUUCAAGCAUAGUCAGUACGAUUGUAACGAAUAACUUGAAUAAAUUGCAACUGCCAAAAAUAUACCGUCUUUUUUUAA